CUUUGCUCUUAAGACUAAGGGGAAUAAGUGAAAUUAAUCCAAAUCAGCGAAUAGGGAGCUUUGCAAAGAUUCCUCCAAUGAGGCUCGAUUUGAACAGUCUCGUCGUCUUUCGCCUCGAAUCGAAAUCAAUUAGGGCAUGAUUUUGAAACUUCACCCUUGAAGAAAGUGCAGGUCUUCCGCGUUCGGGGCACUUUUCAUGCGCCAGCGAUUGUGGUCAAAAUGGGGAGUGCGCCCCAAAAAGCUCAAUGUAUGUAAAUAGCCACUUUAUCAGCGGCAAACAGCACCGCGCGUAUGAACGUUAUAUCAACGGUAACCUUUGCAUCGAUUAGAACUGGACGCGUUUCCAUUAGCAAACAAAAUGUGUUUGUGUGCUCUUGUUCUGAUCGGCUGUCCAUUGCCAAUAGAACUGCUUUCAUGGUGAUCAGUUUCCGGUAAAACUCGCCAACAUGAACUUGUCGGCGAUCCGUCUAGUGACGUUCGACGUUACGGGGACGCUUUUGAAAUUACGGACGGCGCCCGCUCAGCAGUAUGGAGAAAUCGGGGCCAUGUACGGCGUGGUGGCCGAGAACAGCAUUCUGAGCAGAAGUUUCAAGGAGCAGUGGAAACGAAUGAACGCCGAACACCCGAACUUCGGCCUCUACACCGGCCUGGGGUGGCAGAACUGGUGGAAAACUGUGGUCAAGGAAACGUUUAAAACCUCCAAGUUUCGUUUCGAUGAGGCCAAGCUGGAGAAGAUCGCCUGCCAUCUGCUGGAGAUGUACAAGACGACCGCCUGCUGGCAGCACUGCUACGGGGUUCCCAACAUUCUGUCCUACAUCAGAAGCAAGAAUAUCCCCAUGGGGGUGAUCAGCAAUUACGACCCCCGAUUGGAUGCCAUUCUGGUCAACACCAAGCUGAAGCAUUACUUCAAAUUCGUGCUCACGUCCUACCAGGUGGGGGUUCAUAAGCCGGACCGCCGGAUCUUCGAUCUGGCUCGCAAGGAAGCGGGCUCGGAGGAUCUGAAGCCCGAGCAGUGUCUUCACAUCGGGGAUCAGCCCUACUUGGACUACGUGGCGGCGAAAAAUUGCGGCUGGCAGGCCUUUGUGAUCAGCGACAAAGACUACAAAGUCCUGCAUGAAAUAUGUCCUCAACUGCAACCCUCCCAUUGUUUCGGGAGCGCUUACCAGCUGCACGUGAACCUGCUGAAGAACUCCGGUGAUAAACUACCCACCACUGAGCAGGAGCACAUCUAGUCAACUGAUUGCAACACUCUUUUUUUGUGUGUCUUUAUUACAUUUAGUACAUAUUAUUGAAUCA
Dendroctonus ponderosae (mountain pine beetle) is the source of this 1296-nucleotide messenger RNA. RefSeq names its product rhythmically expressed gene 2 protein. The record is from RefSeq and is a predicted model, not a curated record. Bases 447 to 1232 code for a protein of 261 amino acids. The transcript is spliced from 2 exons. NCBI's taxonomy places the organism in Eukaryota, Metazoa, Arthropoda, Insecta, Coleoptera, Curculionidae.